AUGUUUUCUAUUGCAGUCUGGUUUUAUGUUCCAGACGAAGCGCGCGGAGCCAUGACUCUUGGACCAGCAAAGACGGUCGAGGAAUUUCGAGCACGCAUGUUGGUCGAGAAAAAGACGGUACUUAACCUCCUCGAGGCUUAUGCCGUCGCCCUCAAGCACUACCUUCGGGGAGAGUCCGGAAGCUACUAUGUCGAUCUAUACCACCUAAUAAAGUUCCUUCCUGCUUAUGCACUGCCAGAUGGUGUAGCGGUCGAGCACCUGCCCUGCAAGUGGGAGCGGCGUCGCGCUCGCAAAGAAACAAAGAUCCAACGAGCAGCAGAAUGGGCGGGUGGCACCAUUCCUCCGCCGGUUACAUCUUCCAGUAUUCAUAAAAGAGCAUCUUCGACAACCAAUGAGACAAAUGCGCCUGGGCCUGCGGGAAAUGGCGUCGUCUAUCUCGCACCUGCUCGUAAUCCACCCCCUUAUCACAUCUUCGACUUUUGGCCCAUGUCAAUCUUUGUUCGCAGCAUGCAGAUGAACGGCAAGACCCUCAAAGGACGUGCGGCUCUCCGUGAUCUAGCUCGUCACAGUCAAAGUGGCUCGCUACCUCUGGAGAUUACCCUCUACCUCAGCUCUUACAUAGCCUCCGUGCAGCGUCGUGGUGUGGAUGGCUUUGCUACAGGACAGAUGGCUCCCGCUCUUGGCCAGAUGGUAGAAGCCCUUACAGGACUCGAACGCAUUUUGCACUCGCCGAUCCCAUUCAGCUUCACCGUCCACAUCUGGUUUGUGUCACUGGUGUGGCUUUUCGCUUUACCGUUCCAAGUUCUCAAGCCGUUGGGUUGGUUGACAGUUCCGGGAGUUGCCUUGGCCUCAUUUGUGUACUGUGGGCUACUCAAGUGCUCGGAAGAGCUUGAAAAUCCCUUUGGAUACGACUACAACGACCUCAACCUGGAUCUCUUUACGCAUAACAUUGUGCGAAAGGAACUACAUGCACUCACAAGUGUCCCCAUGCCAGAUCCUAUGCAGUGGGCAUUCUCUGUCGACAACGACGCCGUAUUUGACCACGAAGGGAAUGCCAUUUAUAUGCCAAGCACCGGGAACGACAAAGGCAUCGCAGCUUCAGAAGAAUGGGUCAAACGUGGGGAAGCCGACAUUCGAGCUGCCCUUAGGACAAACUCUGACGAGAUUGAUCAUCAUUCACCACCACCACCCGUCGCUACGACAAUAACCAGUGUGCCACCCAGAGCUGUCCUCACUGGAGCCGUCGGUGCGCUGGCAGGAAUGCAAAUGUCGCCUGCAACAGAGGUAUCCACAAACGAUAUCCACGCCUUUGCAACUCCGGGGUCAUCCUCUAGCUAG
Molecule: messenger RNA, 1338 nt
Organism: Serendipita indica DSM 11827
Lineage: Eukaryota; Fungi; Basidiomycota; Agaricomycetes; Sebacinales; Serendipitaceae
Source: the annotation of a GenBank genome assembly